AGUGCUCUUGCUAUGGGCAUCACCGCCAGCUGGGGCGACGCAGCGGUAUGGGGUGUGCCUGGAGUAUGGAAGUCCAAAAAAGUGUGAGGUGCCACCCCCCCGCUCCUUUAAUUGAAUAUUCGCAGUGUUGGAGGUCCCCGAAACUUAGGAUUAUAGGGACGCUCUAGGAAGUAGCAGGUGUGCCGCAGUGUAUAGGGGUCUGUGUAAGAAUUUGCGCUCCAGGGAUAUGGGGAUGCUUAAAGGGGGAAAUGGUAUCUCACAAAAUGGAGAAUUUCAAAGCUACAGGGCCCCAAAAAUGUGAGGUGACACAGGGAGUGGGGUUAUCCUAGGAAGGCUGUAAUGAUGCCCUGGAGCUGGGGGUUUCCCAAAACUGGUGUUCCCAGAGAAUACGUCUAUCCUUGAGUCUGGUGAUACGAUGGUGGCACUUACCAGGUGCCCCCAGGGAAGAAAGGUGCCCCAAAAACGUGGGACACCCAUAUGACUGACAAGCAUGGAAAGCUGUGACAAUGAGGGUGCUCAAAGGGUUUUUGAGUGCCCCAGAGUAAUGGGGGUGCAUGGGGAAUGCCCUUGUGUGCAGCUUUCCCCUAAAAGCACUAGAGGUACUCAGAGCCACAGCAUUUGCUAAUUCUGCAGGGCUGGCACAGGGGCACAGCUCUGUCUGAUGGCAUGGCUUGACUUCGCUUAGCUUGGCAUGGCCCAGCCAGGGCAGGAGGGACAUGGGGCUCUACUCUGGGGGGAGCCCCACAGCAACCCCCAACAGAGGGCAAGCCAGCCUUGCAGUCCCCCUGUGCAUCCCCCAAAUGCUGACACCACCCUUGCUCUAUCAGUGGGGAAACUGAGACGCAGAGCUCUGCAUUGCCGUCACCCACUGGCCAUGGCCAGGAGGGCUCCUGCUCUUCUGGAGGGACUGUAGUACACAGGGGUACCUUGAAGGGGAUCCCCUCAUCCACUGAGGAUCUGGGGACAAAUUGGAGACCCCCAGCUGGAGACCCCUGGGGUGCAUCAUUGCGGGGAUGACAAUGAACCCCUGGGUGCACCCCCAGUGCAGUGUGGCCUGGGACAACCUGGGACAGGAGGGUGACAGGGGGCUGUGGGCUCCCCUUGGCCUGGGAGAGGAAUCUGGGGGGACCAGGGUCCCUUUGGCUGCCACUUCCGCUUCGUGCUGGGAGAAGAUUUUGCAACGUUUCCUCCCCGGGCAGUAUAAAGUGGGCGGUGGAGGAAAGGAGUACUGGGAGGCGGCACGGCAGCAGGCGCAGGUGAGGGAUCCUUCUGCUGGUGAGACCUCUGGGUCUGGUGCUACCCUGCAUCCCACCACACUUUGGGGGUGACAUCUGGAUUUAAACUCGCGCCUGUGUGCUUCCCAGUGAGAAACACCUUGGGAUCAGGAGAAGACCCCACAUUUGAGGGGACGGCGACAGCAGCAAGCAGCAAAAUGGAGUCCUUGUCUUACAGUGGUGAUUUCUCCAACAUCUUCUACUUUUACAACUACACCUAUGACUACAGCACAGCCAUGCCUGACACUGCUGACUUAUCCUCUCCGUGCCGGCCUGAAAGCUCUGCCCUCAACAAGUACCUGGUGGUGGUGAUCUACUGCCUGGUCUUCAUCCUCAGUGUGGUGGGGAAUGGGCUGGUGGUGCUAGUGGUGACCUCCAGCCACACCAGCCGCUCCGUCACCGACGUCUACCUGCUCAACCUGGCUGUGGCAGACCUGCUCUUCGCUUUGAGCCUGCCUCUUUGGGCAGCCUACCGAGCCCACGAGUGGGUCUUUGGCACUGUGAUGUGCAAAGCCAUCUCCGUGCUGCAGGAAGCCAACUUCUACAGCGGCAUCCUUCUGCUGGCCUGCAUUAGCGUGGACCGCUACCUGGCCAUUGUCUACGCCACACGGGCUGCCACUGAGAAGAGGCACUGGGUGAAGUUUGUCUGCUUGGGCAUCUGGGUGUUCUCCGUGCUGCUCUCCCUGCCUGUGCUGCUCUUCCGCGAGGCUUUCCGCUCACCCAACAACGGCACCGUGUGCUAUGAGCGCAUCAGCGGCGAGGACACGACCAAGUGGCGGGUGGUGCUGCGGAUCCUGCCGCAGACAUUCGGCUUUGUCUUGCCCCUCCUGGUGAUGUUCUUCUGCUAUGGCGUCACCAUCCACACCCUCCUGCAGACCAAGAAUGCUCAGAAGCAGCGGGCCAUGAAGGUCAUCUUUGCUGUGGUGCUGGUCUUCCUCAUCUGCUGGCUGCCCUACAACAUCACGCUGGUGAGCGACACCCUCAUGAGGACACGGGCCAUUGCCGAGACCUGUGAGAGGAGGAACCGCAUCGACACAGCCCUCUCUGUCACGCAGGUCCUGGGCUUUGCCCACAGCUGCAUCAACCCUAUCAUCUACGCCUUCAUCGGUCAAAAGUUUCGCAACAGCUUCCUCAAGAUCCUGGCGCAGCGUGGGCUGAUCAGCAAGGAUGCUGUUGCCCGCUAUGGCCGCGCCUCCUAUGCCUCCACCUCUGGCAAUACAUCCACCACCCUCUGAGCCCCUCUGGGAUCCAGCCCUUGUGGGUACCAGCAGGUUCCAGCACCCCACGCACCUCAGCAUUCUCAUCCAGCCCCCUGGAACAUGGGUGGUGAUGCCAUGGGGAUGGGCAGAGCCACCGCUGGAUGCUGGACCCCAACUGGAAGGGGGCUUGGGUGGCAAGAUGGUAGAACCCCAUUGCCAGGCGAGUGAUGUCAAGUGUCCACCCUCCCCUCUCUUUGGGACAAAGCCUGUGACCCUGGGGAUUCUGUGAGCCUGC
Ficedula albicollis (Collared flycatcher) is the source of this 2768-nucleotide messenger RNA. RefSeq names its product C-X-C chemokine receptor type 2-like. Lineage: Eukaryota; Metazoa; Chordata; Aves; Passeriformes; Muscicapidae. Bases 1433 to 2509 code for a protein of 358 amino acids. The record is from RefSeq and is a predicted model, not a curated record. The transcript has 2 exons. Gene Ontology annotation, molecular function: C-X-C chemokine receptor activity. Gene Ontology annotation, biological process: neutrophil chemotaxis; immune response; G protein-coupled receptor signaling pathway. Gene Ontology annotation, cellular component: membrane.